UAUAGAUUGAAUUCCAAUCCAUAUCACUAACUGAUUAUUCUACACUUCGAUAAAGUAACGACUGUAACUUGACGUGGAGCGUACGACAGCGAAGAGUUGAAUGCAACUUGAACAGUAGGAAAGCUGUUUUAUAUUUAUUUUACAAAUUAUUGAUUUAUUCAUGGGCGGUUAUUCUGUUCUUUUAGUUGGUUUGCUCACUGCUUUGCUAUGUGUGAUUUCCUAUUAUUUUGCGCCAAAAGGAAGUAAUACAAAUACAUGGCAAAUGACUUUGAUUUUAACUUUUUCUUGCUGCUAUAUAUUAUGGGCCAUUACUUACUUGGCACAGUUGCAUCCUCUGGAAUCGCCUACUCGCGUCUUGGAAUAGUUUAGAUCCUUGGAAAAGGGUAGAGGAUCACCAUUGUCAUUCAUUAUAAAUGUAUAACCUUGAGGCAAUAGGGAUUGAAAACAUUCUUGUCCUUUCUUUCCAUGAAUUCUUUUAUCACUUUAAUUCCAAGGCUUCUAGAUGUGCAGUUCUACCUGUUUUCUAUAGAUGCCCCGUUCAUCAAGGUUGUCUGUAAUGCAUUUUUCUACUGACAGUCUUUCGAAAAAAACUUAGUUUUACUCUAUAACGUUGAAACAAAUAAUGAAAAGACGUUACGAAUUGUCAUGAUGUAGAUUUCUGUAUGUCGAUAUUUGACCAAUUCCUCAAAGUGACGGAUCCAUGUUUGGUAACUAUUCAUUACAAUAAUGGUAUCUAAAAC
Messenger RNA from Schizosaccharomyces cryophilus OY26, 740 nucleotides. Its product is annotated as V-type ATPase V0 subunit E. Gene Ontology annotation, cellular component: vacuolar proton-transporting V-type ATPase, V0 domain. Lineage: Eukaryota; Fungi; Ascomycota; Schizosaccharomycetes; Schizosaccharomycetales; Schizosaccharomycetaceae. The record is from RefSeq and is a predicted model, not a curated record. The coding region runs from base 161 to 364 and encodes 67 amino acids. Gene Ontology annotation, biological process: vacuolar acidification; proton transmembrane transport. Gene Ontology annotation, molecular function: proton-transporting ATPase activity, rotational mechanism. The transcript is spliced from 3 exons.